Molecule: messenger RNA, 564 nt
Organism: Kuraishia capsulata CBS 1993
Lineage: Eukaryota; Fungi; Ascomycota; Pichiomycetes; Pichiales; Pichiaceae
Exons: 1
Coding region: 1-564 (187 amino acids)
Biological process (GO): translation reinitiation; formation of translation preinitiation complex
Molecular function (GO): translation initiation factor activity; mRNA binding
Source: RefSeq, a predicted model, not a curated record
AUGUCAGAAUUACAAGCCGUUGAGGUUAAAUAUUGCGAAGUGUGUACUUUUCCACUCGAGUACUGCGAAUUUGGAGCUUCUCUGCCGAGAUGCAAAGACUGGCUCAAGGAGCAUGACGAGGACCUCUACAACGAAAUUUAUAACUCGGAGACCAAGAUAGUGAGUGCCAACGAAGCCAAAAUCUCCAAGGAUUUGGCCAAAUUGCAAUUGAAGGAGGCCAAAAAGCACGAGCGUGAGCUGGAGAUUAAAAAGACCUCCAAGAUCACGCUCAAGAUCUUUGAGAGAACGAAGCGCAAGCGUGGUGUGGCCAUCCAGGGUCUGGAGGUCUUCGGUGCCGAUAUUGAUAUCAAGAAGAUGGCCAAGCAGUUUGCCAGUAAGUUUGCAACCGGUGCCAGUGUGGUUAAGGACGAGAUCGUAGUCCAGGGUGAUGUGGCCGAUGAGAUCGAACAGCAUCUGCUGAAGUUGUUGAAGGAGAAGGGACUUGACGAAGUAAGCGUCGAGCAGGUUGAUGAGAAGCGAAAGAAGCCAGCUGAUCCUAAGCCGGAUGGAAAGGCAGACAAAUAA